AUGUCUUGCCUAGGCGUCCACGUGUAUUUCAACUGCGGUUCGCGGAUCGGCCCGUUAGUCCUUGGCUUCCGUCGUUCGUCUACCCUUGCGAGCUUCCAUUACCUCCUUCCGCUAGAGGAGUACAAAACCGUGAAACGCUUCCACAUCAACGUUCCCCGAGGCGGUAUACCAGGCGGAACCCACACAAAUGAGGUGUCAGGAGAAUAUCAUAACAUACCCGUCCAUGAUAUCCGGGGACAUGAAGAUGAAUUUUCGCUUGACCAACACGGCUUCCAGGUUGCGAGAGAUCGGAACAGGGACACGGAAGCCGCACUCAAUGCUUUACCGGCUGAGUCCUUUAAUGACUCAAACUUGGUCAGGGAAAAGUACGGACCGGCCAUGGAGGCUCUCAUUAGGAACACUCUAGGAGCAGAGACCGUGCGAAUUGUGCUUGUGGCACUAUACCAGCCUCUUAUCAUGGCUAGGCGAUGCUGA
Messenger RNA from Mytilinidion resinicola, 474 nucleotides. RefSeq lists its product as uncharacterized. Gene Ontology annotation, molecular function: oxidoreductase activity. The transcript is spliced from 2 exons. Lineage: Eukaryota; Fungi; Ascomycota; Dothideomycetes; Mytilinidiales; Mytilinidiaceae. The record is from RefSeq and is a predicted model, not a curated record. The coding region runs from base 1 to 474 and encodes 157 amino acids.